AUGGGCCGGCCCUGGGCGCUGCUGUGGUGCCUGGGCUGCCUGGGCGGCAUCCCGGGCUCCUCCGGCGAGCACUACCGCUACCUGUGGAGGAGCUGCUACCCCUGCUACCUGGGGCGAGCGGGGUACCCCGACCUGCGGCCAGAUGUUGACGAGUGCCAGGUGCACAAUGGGGGCUGCCAACACCGGUGUGUGAACACCCUGGGCUCCUUCUACUGCGAGUGCCAGCCCGGCUUCCGCCUGCACACGGACGGCAGGACCUGCCUCGCUCUGAACUCGUGUGCCCUGAACAACGGUGGCUGCGAGCACGACUGUGUGCAGGUGACCCUGGCCCAGCACCGCUGCCAGUGCAGGCACAACCACCAGCUGCACGAGGAUGGCAAACGCUGCGUCCUGAGGAACCCGUGCUCUGACAGGAACGGGGGCUGCAUGCACCGCUGCCACAGCCACCGCGGCCGCGCCCGCUGCGAGUGCCACCCCGGCUACCAGCUGGCCCCUGAUGGCAAGGCCUGCGAAGAUGUGAACGAGUGCCUGAUGGGGCUGGCCAUGUGUGCACACCAGUGCCUCAACACCCGGGGCUCCUUCAAGUGCACCUGUAACCCGGGCUACGAGCUGGGGGCGGAUGGCAAGCGCUGCUACCGGAUAGAGAUGGAGAUUGUGAACAGCUGUGAAACCAACAACGGGGGCUGUUCCCACAUGUGCCACCACACCAGCUCUGGCCCAGUCUGCACCUGUAACUUUGGCUUUAGGCUGGAAGAGGACCAGAAGUCGUGCACUGAUAUCAAUGAGUGUGACACCGGUUCUCACUGUUGUCAGCAAGACUGCUACAAUUACCCUGGGGGCUACGAGUGCUCCUGCCAUGCCGGCUACAGGCUCAGCACCGACGGCUGUGGCUGUGAUGAUGUGGAUGAGUGCUCUGCAAACAACGGUGGGUGUGAACACACGUGCCAGAACCUGCCAGGGUCGUUCCAGUGUGGCUGUGACAUUGGGCACAAGCUGGAUGAAGACAGAAGGAGCUGCAUCUCCAUCGAGGACACGGUGGAGGCCCUGGAUGGCCGGCGCCCCGUCAUCCGCCCCAUCCCUCACGUGGCCAUCCUGCGGGACGAGUUCACCCAGCUCUUCAACGACGACUACGAGGAAGAGGAGGAAGAGCUGGAGGCACGAGGGGAGCACACGCUGUCAGAGAAAUUCGUCUGCCUGGAGCACACGUUUGGCCCCGACUGCAGCCUGACCUGUGACGACUGCCAGAACGGAGCCACCUGCAGCGCCGAGGGCAGCGGCUGCCUCUGCCCCGCCGGCUGGACCGGCGUGCUCUGCAACCAGACUUGCCCGGCCGGCACCUUCGGCAGCAACUGCAGCCAGAGCUGCCGGUGCCAGAACGGUGGCACCUGUGACCCUGCCACUGGCACCUGCCGCUGCCUGCCCGGCGUGGCCGGAGAGCUCUGCCAGGACGGGUGCCCCAAGGGAUUUUUCGGGAAGCACUGCAGGAAAAAGUGCAACUGUGCCAACCGGGGUCACUGCCAUCGGAUUUACGGAGCCUGUCUGUGCGAUCCCGGCUUGUACGGCCGCUUCUGCCACCUGGCGUGCCCCAAGUGGGCGUUCGGGGCCGGCUGCUCGGAGGAGUGUCGGUGCCUGCAGCGCAACUCGCGGGACUGCGACGCCAGGGACGGCUCCUGCCGCUGCAAACCCGGCUACCACGGCCAGCGCUGCCAGCACAGCUGUGACCCCGGGUAUUACGGGGAUGGCUGCAAGAAGAAGUGUAGCUGCUCUCCAGGAGUGCCCUGUGACCCUGUCACCGGGGAGUGUCACAAGGAGUGUCCCCCGGGCUACCACGGCGAGCACUGCGACCAAGAGUGCCCUGAGGGGACAUUUGGACCAGGCUGCCAGCAUCCCUGUGCCUGUGGAGAAGCAUCCUGCGACAGGAGCACGGGGCAGUGCCACUGCCCACCUGGCUGGACAGGACACGACUGUGCUCAAGCUUGCCCUGAGGGUCUCUGGGGACCGGGCUGUCAGGAGAUCUGCCCUGACUGUGCCAACAACGCCAGCUGUGACCCCGCCAGCGGAGCCUGUGUGUGCCCAGCUGGCUACACCGGCCAGCGCUGCCAGGAUGUGUGUCCGCCCGGCUGGUUCGGCCCUGACUGCCAGCUGAGCUGCAGCUGUGGCAACGAGGGACAUUGCCAUCCGGUGACGGGGACGUGCAGCUGCCCGCCCGGCUGGACGGGGCACCACUGCCAGCGAGCCUGUGACCUGGGGCGCUGGGGCCCCGACUGCGCCCACGCCUGCAACUGCAGCAACAGCGACGGCAGCUGCAGCGCCGAGACCGGGCAGUGCCUGUGCGAGGCCGGCUACACGGGCACCCGCUGCGAGCAGAAGUGCCCUGAAGGGUGGUUUGGGCUGAGCUGCCAGCACCAGUGUCAGUGUGACAACGGAGCCACCUGUGACCACGUCAGCGGGGCCUGUACCUGCAGCCCGGGCUGGCGAGGAACCUUCUGUGAGCACGCCUGCCCUGAUGGAUUUUAUGGACUGGAGUGUCGACAAGCCUGUGACUGCCUGAAUGGUGCCCACUGUGACCCUGUGACAGGACAGUGCCAGUGUCCCCCGGGCUGGACUGGUGCCCGCUGUGCCCAGGCGUGCCAGGAGAACAGCUACGGCCAGAACUGCAGCCACACCUGCCGCUGCUUCAACAACGCCUCCUGCAGCCACGUCAGCGGCCGCUGCCUCUGCUCGGAGGGGUGGACGGGACCCUCGUGCCAGCAAGCCUGCCCGGCGGGUUUUUACGGGAAGGACUGCCAGCAGCGCUGCCUCUGCCAGAACGGCGGCACCUGCGACCCGGCCACGGGGGGCUGUGCUUGCCCUGCGGGCUGGACCGGGCUGGCCUGCGAGCUGGCCUGUGCCCAGGGGCAGCACGGCCUGGACUGCCAGCAGCGCUGCGAGUGCCAGCACGGGGGGCUCUGCGACCGCCGCACCGGGCACUGCCUCUGCCAGCCCGGCUGGACCAGUGACAAGUGUGAGAGACCUUGUCCGGAGGGGCUGUUUGGGGCACGCUGUGAGGAGCCCUGUGACUGUGGGGACAACAUCUCGUGCCACCACGUCACUGGUGCUUGUGACUGCCCCCGUGGCUGGAGGGGCCGGCGCUGCGAGAAAGCCUGCCUGCCAGGUUUCUUUGGGAAGAACUGUGCCAGUGGCUGUGGCUGUCCCCUGGGAGUGCCCUGCCACCACGUCACCGGGCAGUGCGGCUGCCCGCCAGGACUGACCGGCUCUGGAUGUGAAAAACCCUGCCUGCCAGGGACCUUCGGGGAGGGCUGUGCUCAGAUCUGCCAGUGCGCCGGAGCCACCCAGGAAUGUCACCCUGUCACCGGGGCCUGUGUCUGCCCCCCCGGCUUCCACGGUCCUGCCUGCCAGCUGGAGUGCUCCCCGGGCUGGUACGGCCGGGACUGCGAGCGGCCGUGCCAGUGCAGGAACGGGGGCCGGUGUGACACUGCCACGGGGACGUGCCACUGCCCGCCGGGCUUCAUCGGCGCCGACUGCGCCAUCGGAUGCCCCGCUGGCCGCUACGGGCAGGACUGUGCAGGGCUGUGCCCCUGCGGGGCCGGAGUUCCCUGUCACCCUGUCACCGGAGACUGCGUGUGCCCUCCAGGCAGAGCUGGCCCCACGUGUGAGCAAGGCUGUGAGGAGCACCGCUACGGGCUGGGCUGCCAGCAGCGCUGCUCCUGCCGCAACGGGGGGCUCUGUGACACCGCCGAUGGCUCCUGCUCGUGUGCACCGGGCUGGACGGGCAAAUCCUGCGAAUUAGAAUGCCCUCCGGGGAGCUUCGGGGCCGCCUGCCAGCUGCGCUGCUCCUGCCUGCACAACGCCACCUGCCACCCGGCCACGGGCACCUGCCGCUGUCCCGCCGGACACUACGGGCCCCUGUGCGAGCACAGCUGUCCCCCGGGAUUCCACGGAGAGGGCUGCCGGCAGCGCUGUGACUGCGAGCACGGGGCGGGCUGUGACCCCGCCACCGGGCGCUGCCGCUGUCCCCCAGGGCUGCGGGGCGAGCGCUGUCACACAGGCUGCAAGGAAGGGACGUACGGCGAGGGGUGCCAGCAUCUCUGUGACUGCCCCAGCGAUGUCCCCUGCGACCCGGUGACGGGGCGCUGCCUGUGCCCCCCGGGCAAAACCGGCCCCACGUGUGCUGCGGACUGCCGGCCCACCCGGUUCGGCCCCGACUGCCGCCUGGCCUGCCAGUGUGCCCCCAGCAGCUCCUACUGCAACGCCCGGACCGGGCAGUGCCUGUGCCUGAACGGCCACACGGGACCCACCUGCCGGGAAGCCAUGCAGUCCCUGCCGCCCACCAGGCCACCACUCCCCCCGGAGGGGCUCCGGCCAGCGGAGAAGUAGGUCCUGCUCUGGGAGCACUCCCUUGGUUUCACCAAGCAGCCACCUGAAGAAGCCAAUGACCUGUAAUGAACUCGUUUAUGAGCCACAUGAGCAGCUCUCGUCUCCUGACAGCCCCAGCUGCUGCUUUUGGGGUGGUCUGAGUGAGGCUGAAGCGCCCAGUAUAACCAGUUCACUGUGCCAGCGCGGGCUGGCCGUGAGGACACGUGUGCCCACACCAGUGCAUGCCUUCGGCCAGAGACCACAUGACCAGUUCAGGAGGGAUCAGUUCUGGUCAGGGGACAGUGGACUUUGACAGCUUGUGACACAUUGCUGGCCUUCAACUUUUGGGUGCUGGGCUUGGGGAGGGGGCUGAAAUCGUGCUCCAAAUCAGGUAUUUAUGCAUCAAUAUUUAUGGGAAGCUGCACCACAGUGUUGUCAGGACUGGUGGCUGACAGUGCCCGGCUCUCCUGAGACUGGGCCUCCUGUGGAUGCACCGCCUCACUUGAAUUAUUUUUUUUAGAUUUGAAUUUUCCAUGGUGUUUUACUGUAAGUGACCAUUUGCCAGGGGAAAACACACAGGGCUCACCUGCAGAGCUGGUGCCUCCUGACAGAACAGGCUGUGCUGGACAAGCUUGUCAGGAGCCUGGAGUUCUUCAUGCCAGGAGUUUGCCAGCCCAUGGACCAGGAGUUUGUCAGCCCAUAGACCAGGAGUUUGUCAGUCCAUGGACCAGGAGUUUGUCAGUCCAUGGUGCUGCUGGUGUCACUCCAAGAAGAAGGAAGCCUAAAUCGAGUGUGGAAGUCAGAGAUUUUGCAUGGAUGGAGACAAAGCACUGGCUCAUCUGGUCAAUGCAAAUCCCAGUUGGAAUAGCCUCGCCUGGCCCUGAAUCCUGAGUUAUUUUGCCAUGCCAGUCGUAGUCAGGACCUGGCCACCUGCAGCAGCGGGGAAUGUCACCACUCCAGUGUCACCACAUCAUCCUGGCCAGGACACAGGGCCCCCUUUGUCUGUUUGCACAAAGCUCCUGGGCAGGUGAAGCCACUGCCAGAGGAACCCCAGCUCUGCAGAGAAGAGGGACGGCCCUGUCCCAUCCCAUCCCAUCCCAUCCCAUCCCAUCCCAUCCCAUCCCAUCCCAUCCCAUCCCACCCCCACUCCACAGGCUGCAGCACAGCCCUGCCCAGGCACUUGGCCUUUAAAUUAUUCCCACAGGGGGCCAACUGAAAAUAAUAAAAGAAUUGUUUCUUUUCCUGAUGGAAUUUAUUUUAAUCUGUAUAUAACUUGUCAUUUUGGGCUAAUUCCUUUCUUAUUUUAUUUCUUCCUUAACAGUAUUUUUUUUUACAUUAGCUAUCAUUCUUGUGAAGAAGUCAUGUUAAUAUAAGUAUGUAGUGAAGGACCAAAUUCGUGCUGAUGAGGUUGGAUGUUGGAUAAGCAGGGAGCAGAAGAUUUUGUCCAUGUGCCAAAUGAGCCCAGUCAGUGCUGCCAGUGGUGCUGCUGAUCUCCAGACAAUCAUCCCUCGGCUCCCCUUUGCCUUGAGGCUCCUGGGGCAUUAGAGGAAGCUUCCAGUGAUUGGGAGCAGCACAGGAGGAGGAGGAGGAGGAGGCCAGUGGAGAUGCUGUGCCUCGAUGGCCCUGCUCCAGGAGAACAUGGGAACAGCCCAUGGGAACACGGGGCUGGAUCCAUCCUGUCCCAUUCCAGCUGCAGCUCCAUGACUCCUGGCAGCUGCUCAGAGCAAGCCCUGUACCUGUAUUUUUAUAUAAUGUUCUUUUCCUGUUCAUAUUUCUUAAUCCAGUUUGUUUGCUUCCUCUUUUCUUGUACUGUCUCCCUUUUUGGCUCUUCUUUAAUUUAGCACUGAUGAAAAAUGUUAUUUUCUCCACAGUUAAAAGAAAUAAACAGAAAGCCUGGCUGUGUUUCUA
Vidua macroura (Pin-tailed whydah) is the source of this 6264-nucleotide messenger RNA. RefSeq names its product multiple EGF like domains 6 (gene MEGF6). The transcript is spliced from 34 exons. NCBI's taxonomy places the organism in Eukaryota, Metazoa, Chordata, Aves, Passeriformes, Viduidae. The record is from RefSeq and is a predicted model, not a curated record. Bases 1 to 4377 code for a protein of 1458 amino acids. Gene Ontology annotation, molecular function: calcium ion binding.